CAAGUUUCCUGAAAUUGCACGUCUUGUAGAAAAAAUUAAAUUUCAAGUCUUAUUAUGUUGACUGCUCUACAUGUGAAUAUGUUAUUCUCUUUGUUCCAUACAUGAGAUUAAAAUGGCUUUUAUAAAUGAACCAGUGUUAAACAUUAUAGUUGUAGGCUUCCAUCACAAAAAAGGAUGUCAGGUAGAACACUGUUAUCCCGAGUUGGUGCCAGGACGGCCCUCGGAGCUGCCACCAGUUUGGAGAUAUUUACCUGCACUAGCACUACCUGAUGGGUCACAUAACUUUCUGUCUGAUACAAUAUUUUUUAAUUUGCCUGAUGUAUCAGAUCCAACACGAACUGUAUAUGGUAUAUCAUGUUUUCGACAAAUUCCUGUAGAGCAAGUUAUUCAGAAAACGGAAGAUAUGACCAGAAGUUCUGUGCAAAAAAGUGUGUGUGUGAUAUGUCGAGCUCCAUUAUUUGGUAGAUUGGCUGUUAAAAUGGAGCUUGUGGUACGAGCUUGGUUCUUACAAGGUGACUUUUCACAGACCAAACUGCUUGAGGAUGCAUAUAAACAUCUUAAUAGUUGUCCUGUACAAAUUGAUCAAACAUUAGAAGGUUUAUCUGUUCAAAAAUUAGUGGAGAAUUGGCGACACAAAGCCUUAUUACUCUUUAAAUUGUUGUUGUUGGGCCGUAAAGUUGUUAUCUAUGGAUCGCCUGCUGGUCAGCUGUCCACUGCUUUGUUAACUGUUAUAUCUCUACUGCCUCGUUGUUUAGAAUAUGGACUCUCGCGCUCAGCAAAUGUUGUACUGACAAGGCCCUUAUCUCCAGUUCCAACAUUAAUAGAAGAAGCUGAAGAAGAAUUAAGUGCAGAAAUUUCAACAGAACCAAUUUUUAAUGGAACUAAUCUUGUCGAGGAACUAUCUCCCAAAGAGACUGGUAAUCUUUCUUUGGAUGAAAAAGAUAGAGUAAGCCAUCAGAGCUUUGAUGAAACUUUACUAUCUGAUGGUGAUCGUCAUGAGGUAACUGGGGUGAGGGAAAAGUGUCACAGCAUAGGAGAGAAAUAUAAACCACAGAAAUCGGUCAAUGAAGCUCAGCAAAGCCCUACUAUGGCGAGGGACAUGAGUGUAGACGGACUAUAUAAUUUAACUGGACAAAUUGACCAAGCAGAGUGUGGUUUUCCGUUACCCCUAUUUGAAGAUGGCUAUCUUUGCUUGCCAUACUUGUCAUUACAGUACUUGGAUCUAUUAUCAGAUUCUGCAGUGAAAGGGUUUGUUGUUGGCGCGUCAAAUGUACUUUUUAAACAAAAGCGACAAUUGUUUGAUGUGCUUGUUGAGUUGAAUGAGAUGAGAAUUGAGACUGCUGAUUUAGCUCUUAGACGGCAACUGGCUUUGGGCACUGAAGACCUCAGGUUUGCUGACCAUGUCGUCCGACAUGGCGCAACACAAGGGGACUCGUGGAUAAGAGAUCAAUUUGCUAGCUAUUUAUUGUAUUUGUUAAGGACAUCUUUAUUACCAGAAGGUAGUAGGGAGAUAGAAUCAUAUAAUUCACAGUUUAUGGCAGCUUUUAAAAACACACAAACAUACGAAAAGUGGUUGAAAAUGACAAAUAAUGGAGAUGUUGAAGCUUUUAUGAAUUUAACUCCAAUGCACCCUUUUUCGGGUCAACUGUCGGUAGCUGAUAUGAAACUAAAGUUUGCACACACCAUGUCAACUACUGAAGGAGGGAGGAAGGUGAGCGCAGCGGUAGCGACGACGGGUCGUGCGGUGGCCACCACCUCCCGCGCGGUCGGCGGAGCCCUGUCGCAGGCUCGCGGAGCCCUGUCCGGCUGGUGGAGCGCCCUCACAGCUCCACCACCGAACGCCCCCAACUCCGCCAUCCCCGCAGACGAUGAUAAAUCUUCCGAAACAGCAGACGAGAAGCCCGACCCCCCUUCCGACGCCGAGGACGCUCUAGACGUAACGGAUAACAAAAAAGACGACACCGAGGCCCCGGACCCCCCCGACAAACUGAUACAAGACAACACGAGCGCACUCAACAAAAUACAAGUCGUCUGAACCGGUCGUAGUCACUUUAGUUCUACUUGAAUGUUACUAGAUUCUUUAUUUAUUCAUAUUUUUAUAUUUCCGUUUAUCAUCCGCUAUUAAUCGAAACGUAGUCUGUAGUACAGACUCUGUACAGUUGUUAUCUAAUUAGUUUAGUGUACUCUCUUUUUAUAUAGUACCGUAUUUUUAUAUAUUGUUGGACACAUUGCUUAGUCGAGUAGAGAAUAAUUCAUGUGCCACAAUAAAGUAUACAAUUGUACAUAGAUCGAUCAGAUUUUUUUAAUGCGAACGUAAUGUUCAUUGUUUGAUGUAAGCGAUUGUGAGAUCUGAAAACACUUAACCCCAUUUAUGUCACAAAAUAGAUAAAUAUGUGUAAAGAAAUGUACACGUUUUUAUUAUAAUAAUAUAUUAUAUUGUAGUGAAAUUAUUACCGCAAUCUAAAAAAGUUACAUUUACGUUAAUGUGGCAACUAUUUAAAUAAAUUUUAGUUCUAGAGCUACACAUUGUUAUGUUAAAGAUGUAAGCGCCCGUAGAGUUCUGUGCACUGUAUUUUGAAAUGAAUGUUGAGACUUGGCGGUUUUAUCUCGUGAUAUUAAACUGACGAUGAUAUUUAUAUUACUCGUUUCUAGAAAAGUCAAUUAAAACAAAAUAUAAACGUAUAAAAGACAUUUCCACUCACAUAAAAAUACUAUUAAAUUAUUAAUAUUUAUAUGUAUAUUGUAUCGUAAUAAUCGUACUUCAAAGGUGUACUUUUGUAUGGGCUAGUGGCGUCGUAAUGAUAUUUCGCGGCCAGUGAUGAAACUUGGAUAUAUUUUAAAAGAGCAAUAUAUUGCAUAUAUAAGCGUUCAUAUACAACGUUUUGAUUAGAAUUCUUAAAUAUAUAAAGGAGAAACCUAAAAAACUCAGAAAAAUCUUUUAAUAAAUAAUCUAGAUUCUAGGUAAACGAAUAAUACAAAACCAAAUGUCUUUGUUCCUAAUACGUUUCGAGAUUUAUGUCCAUAAUAACUUUUGCUUACAAUAUAUUAAUUUGUUAAUUGUUCUUUGAAAAUAUUCAGGUUUCAUCUCUGACCGCGAAAAUUCAUCACGACGCCAACUCUACCCAAACCCCUCUCCAAACUCUUUGGAUAAUUGACAAAAAAAAAAAUAAAGAAAUAAAAGUUUUUUUUGUCUUUUGGAGAUCGCUAAUAAAAAAUACUGUUACAUGUAAAAUUAAAAAUACUGUAAGUUUAUAAACAUCUGUACAGCUCCUGUGAAUUUCCUCAUUGUGAAAAAAUUUGGAUGCGCAAAAUGACAUAAAUAGAAAUGAAAUAAACUGAAUUGAGUAUUUGAAUAAAAAAAAAUAUUGAUUUUUUUCAUGUAUUUUAAAACUUUAUUUUUAAUAAUAUUGAUAUUUAAUGCAAAAAACUAAAAAAAAAAAUGUUUUUCAAUUAAUUAUAAGCAAUUAAAAAUUGAUGAAAUUUAAAUUAAAAUCACGUGACUAUAAACGCGCCAUGACUGGUCACCAUAGAUGUGACGUCAAAUUGUUAUAGUUGUA
This is a messenger RNA of Colias croceus (clouded yellow), 3557 nucleotides long. RefSeq names its product late secretory pathway protein AVL9 homolog. The record is from RefSeq and is a predicted model, not a curated record. Gene Ontology annotation, cellular component: cytoplasm. The transcript has 7 exons. The coding region runs from base 113 to 2035 and encodes 640 amino acids. NCBI's taxonomy places the organism in Eukaryota, Metazoa, Arthropoda, Insecta, Lepidoptera, Pieridae.